Pyricularia pennisetigena is the source of this 162-nucleotide messenger RNA. RefSeq lists its product as uncharacterized. NCBI's taxonomy places the organism in Eukaryota, Fungi, Ascomycota, Sordariomycetes, Magnaporthales, Pyriculariaceae. The transcript has a single exon. The coding region runs from base 1 to 162 and encodes 53 amino acids. The record is from RefSeq and is a predicted model, not a curated record.
AUGCACCCCAAGUGGCUCCGCCGUUUGUGCCGUCGUAGCGUCGACUCCCCACAACAACCUACUGUACAAUCAAUACAUGUAUCUUUGCUGCUUGCGCCAAGCCUACAGAGGCUUGUAAGGUACCUAGCUCCUUUACCCCUGUGGGUCUCUGCUCUGCCGUAG